UUGGGGGGCGUUGCCCUCCUCUCUCUCUCCGCGUGGCAGCUUCCGCUCUCCAACGUCACGCGCGAGGCACAACAUGGCCCCUGUCAGCCGGACAGUUACUGCGGCAGCUCUCUCCCUGCUCUGUCUGUGGCGGGCAGUGAUUUCCACCGAGUACUUCUCCACUCUGACUCUAUUUAACAAUGAGCUCCGCAAGCAAGGAUGCAGCUCUCUGUCCGAGUGGGAGGACUACGCCGCUGACUGCGAGUCCUCGGUUUUACAGCUGGAGGACCCGGAAUGCGAGGAGGGAAGCAGCCCGCCCUGCAAGUCCGUCUUCUCUCUGAAUGCAGAAAAAAUCCUGAAUCAAGCAAAGUUGUUUAUAGAGCAGAAAAAAAUCCCCUUCCCCGUAGAAAACCAAAACACCAACGAGGAACUGGCGAUAUGCUACGUUCUGAUCGGUAACGGCCUCUACGAUGAGGCCAUCAAGCAUUUCUCCCUCUUACUGCAGAAUGAUCCUGAGCUGGUCAGUGCCAUUUAUGGAAGAGGGAUCGCUUAUGGGAAGAAAAGUCUGCAGGACAUAAAAAAUGCCGACCUGGCUUUAUAUGAACUCAAUCGGGUCAUCGCCCUCGAGCCAAACUGGCCAGAGGUCUACGAACAGAGAGCAGAGAUCCUGUCUCCUCUGGGCCGGAUCAGCGAGGCUCUGAGCGACCUGACCAAAGCCAUCCAGCUGCAGCCUUCAGCUCGACUCUACAGACACAGAGGAACGCUGCUCUUCAUCUCUGAGGACUACGUGGCAGCCAUGGAGGACUUCCAGAGAUCCUUAGAGCUGAAGAAGAACCAGCCCAUCGCCAUGCUGUACAAAGGCCUCACGUAUUUCCACAGAGGCAUGCUGAAGGAGGCGAUUGAGACGUUUAAGGAGGCGCUGAAGUUAAAAUCUGACUUCAUAGAUGCCUAUAAGAGCCUGGGACAGGCCUACAGAGAGCUGGGGGAUUUUGAAUCAGCGAUGGAGAGCUUCCAGAAAGCUCUCAUGCUGAACCAGAACCACAUUCAGUCGCUCCAACUGCGGGGGAUGAUGCUGUACCACCACGGCUCGCUGCAGGAGGCGCUCGGAAACUUCAAGAGGUGUCUGCAGCUGGAGCCGUACAACGAGGUGUGUCAGUACAUGAAGGGCUUAAGCCACGUGGCCAUGGGGCAGUUCUACGAGGGCAUCAAGGCUCAGACUAAAGUCAUGCUGAACGACCCCCUCCUGGGGCAGAAGGCCAGCUCUGAAUACCUCAAAGUGAAAUACCUCAGAGAGUACUCUCGAUACAUGCACUCCCACCUGGACAUCCCGGUCGCCGAGUACAACGUGGACCAGGAUCUGCCUGGGAACUUCAAGAAUCACUGGGCCAAAAACCUGCCUUUCCUAAUAGAAGACUAUGAAGAACAACCUGGUCUGCAGCCUCAUAUAAAAGAUGUUCUUCCACAGAACUUUGAAAGCUACAGCACCGAGGUCCAGAAGAUGAUCUGCAUCGCCGACCAUCUGGGAGCGCUGAUGCAGUACGACACUCCGGGCUUUUUACCCAACAAGAGAAUACACAGAGCCAUGGGUUUAGCAACGCUGGAGGUGAUGCAGGCUAUGCAUCGGACGUGGAGCAACUCCAAAGUUCGAGUCAACGGAAAGACCCGGCAGAUGCAGUGGAGAGACAUGUUUGACAUAGCAGUCAAAUGGAGAAGGAUUGCAGAUCCAGACCAACCUGUUCUGUGGCUGGACCAGAUGCCUGCUAGAAGUCUAAGCAGAGGCUUCAACAAUCACAUCAACCUCAUCAGGGGGCAGAUAAUCAACAUCAGAUACUUGGGAUAUUUCGACAACAUCCUCGACUUCAUCAAAGACAGAAUACUAGUUUAUCACGGAGCAUACAAUCCCAGAGGGCUUUUGGAAGUUCGACAAGCACUCGAAAGUGUAAAUAAAAUAGAACAUCUGCUUCCUAUAAUGAAGCAGUUCAAUAGUAAAACAAGAGACGGAUUCACCGUCAACUCUAAGGUGCCGAGCAUGAAGGAUCCUGGUAAAGAGUAUGAUGGUUUCACCAUCACCAUCACUGGAGACAGGGUGGGAAACAUGUUGUUCUCAGUAGAGACGCAGACGACAGAGGAGAGGACGCAGCAGUAUCAAUCAGAGAUCGAGUCCAUCUACAAAGACCUGACCGUCAAAGGAAAGGCGCUGAUGCUCUCCACAGAACUUGGGGAUGCAGAUGCUGUGAGCAACUUGAUCCUUUCUCUGGUGUAUUAUUUCUGCAACCUCAUGCCUCUCUCCAGAGGGUCCAGUGUUGUGGCUUAUUCGGUGGUCAUGGGGGCGCUGAUGGCCAGCGGGAAGGAGGUCAUCGGCAGAAUCCCUAGAGGAAAGUUGGUGGACUUUGAAGCCAUGACUGCACCGAGUCCAGAGAACUUCAGUAAAACCACAAAGAGCUGGAUGCACUUGAAGAGUUUACCAAGCUGGUACCAGAACCUUCCAUCCGUGUCAGAAACCUUCCCCACCAUCAGAACCAUGAUCGAGGUCCUCAAUACAGACUCGUCCUCAUAUUGUCCAAAGAAGUCCUAACUGCUGCAGAAAGCCCGGCAGAGCCAGACUCUGGUUCUGUCUGGCUCCUCUUGCCGGGCCUGGGCUGAACAAGCACAAACACAUCCGUCUGCACCGCAUCAGACAUCUUGAAAUGAAUAUAUUUAGGUUGACGGUCAGCUUUUUUUGGAAUUGGCACUUUAACGUUGAUAUUUUUAAAACCCAAAGCAAACCUGUUGGACUCCAGAUACAUCCCAGAUUUGAGAUCAGUUUUUAACCAUCUGGUUGUAAACAUUCAUAUGUUUUAAUCUGGUUCCGGCUUCCCCCCCUUAACUUUUUCUGUCAUAGUUUAAAAACUGACUAAAAAAAGUAGAAACUCCAGGUUUAUAGUUUCACCAAUUUACUACACAAUAUUAUACUAUAUAAAAGAGGCUCCAAUAAAUUCAAAUCUGGGUCAUUAUCUAUGUUUUUGGCAAUGGUGACAUUAAAAUAAGGGUUCAUGUUAUGGUUGUCCUCUAAAAUCUUUGACUGGAAGAAGCAGCACAAAUCAUGCUUUGGUUUAUUUCCAGUCGUUUAGUUCAACCAUCCUUUUCGUGAUCAAGAGCUUUAUUUUUUUGUCCAGCUAAAAGCUUUUAUUUUGAAAUGUCAACAAGAACAUCCUUUUAUUGUAAUAGUUUAAAAGUCAGAAUGAACAAAUUUGUAAAAUUAUUGAAAUUUACGCUGAUAUAUAUAUUUUUUUGGUUUUGCUUUAAGGGAAAAGUGCUGCCACACAAGGUUCUGAUUAGAGAUUUAUGUUAAUCUCUUUUACUUAAAGAGGGAAGCUGCCUAAAGUCACCCUGAGAUUUAUAUUUCAUCACUGAGAUUAUUUUUUUUCUCCUCUAGCUGGGGUAAGUUCCAAACAUAAAGGGGAAACUUUUAACUACAAACAUUCAGAAGUAUCAGUAAGCUCCGCCCCCAAAGCUGACUGUGUUUUAAUCCGCUCAUCAAGUGCUUCAGUGAGGACUUUACAACAACCUACAAACUUGAAGUUUUUCAAUGAAUGUUCGACGGUCAAUAAAGCUGGUAACAGUUUCUGUCUGAUCUGAA
Oryzias melastigma (Indian medaka) is the source of this 3598-nucleotide messenger RNA. It is a transcript of the gene ttc13, whose product is annotated as tetratricopeptide repeat domain 13. Bases 74 to 2554 code for a protein of 826 amino acids. Lineage: Eukaryota; Metazoa; Chordata; Actinopteri; Beloniformes; Adrianichthyidae. The transcript is spliced from 23 exons. The record is from RefSeq and is a predicted model, not a curated record. Gene Ontology annotation, molecular function: protein binding.